AUGUCGGAUCUGUUUACUGCUUACGAAAGCGAUUUCCAAUUGGCUCUACAAGAGGCAAAGACUAAAAUAUCGCAAAUAGAUUCUGUUGAAGGAGAACAACGCAAACAAUAUCUCAAGGCAAUUGAAGCAGCUACAGAUGAGGCAUUGGAAGUACUUGACCAAAUGGGCAUAGAGAUUCAAAGUUUGCCCCUGAACCAACGAUCUUCCUAUAAUGCGAAAAUUCGUCAAUAUAAAUUGCAAAUAGACGAAACUAAAAACAAGUAUAAGCAAUUGGCUGACUCUCAGGAUAAACGUGAUUUGUUUGGAGGCAGAUAUAGGGACGGUGAAGAAGCAGUUGCAGACUCGCAAAGGAAACAGUUAUUGAAUAACCAUUCGUCUUUGGACAGGUCUUCUCAAAGAUUACAAGAGAGUCAACGAAUUGCUCUUGAAACAGAGCAUAUUGGUGGUAAUAUCCUUAACGAUUUGCGUUCGCAAAGAGAACAAAUAACGGGGGCUCGAAACACUCUACAACAAGCAGACACUUAUAUCGAUAAGAGUGUUCAAACAUUGAAAAGCAUGGGGAGGAGAUUACUUGCCAACAAGUUUAUAAGCUAUGCUAUAAUCGGGGUGUUGAUUUUAUUGAUAUUUUUAGUUCUAUUGAUCCGUUUUAACAAUGUUCAGUCAUCUAUAAUCAAGUAUUGUUAUAGUAAGGAAUUUCAUAGUUCAUCAAUACUAAAGCAUGGCCAUAUUCACAAACCAAAGCCAGGGGAGGAGCUUCAUAUAACGUUUAUUACAAAAGACGGUAAGCAGCAUAGUUAUGAAGUAGCCGAGGGAGAUAACAUCUUGGAUAUAGCACAGGCGAAUAAUCUUGAUAUGGAAGGUGCAUGUGGCGGAUCGUGUGCUUGCUCGACAUGUCAUAUUAUUGUUGACCCAGAAUACUAUGACGAGAUACCAGAACCUGACGACGAUGAGAAUGAUAUGUUGGACUUGGCAUUUGGAUUGACUGAAACUAGUCGAUUGGGGUGUCAAGUUAAGAUGACUAAGGAGUUGGAUGGAUUAAGAGUUGCUUUACCAGCGAUGACUAGGAAUUUGCAGAAUAAAGAUUUCAAUUAG
Lodderomyces oxycetoniae is the source of this 1092-nucleotide messenger RNA. RefSeq names its product VTI1. Bases 1 to 1092 code for a protein of 363 amino acids. Gene Ontology annotation, cellular component: mitochondrion; membrane. Gene Ontology annotation, biological process: vesicle-mediated transport; positive regulation of oxidoreductase activity; P450-containing electron transport chain. NCBI's taxonomy places the organism in Eukaryota, Fungi, Ascomycota, Pichiomycetes, Serinales, Debaryomycetaceae. Gene Ontology annotation, molecular function: 2 iron, 2 sulfur cluster binding. The record is from RefSeq and is a predicted model, not a curated record. The transcript has 3 exons.